AGGAAGACGUGUUUUAUUGGACGCUCUUUCCUCUGCUAAGCGCCUAUUUCACGGUAGCAUAUUCUGUAGGAGUAACUCCAAGAGAACUCAAGAGCCUGUGUGACCUUUAAGAAGCCGGAGAAGCGAAAAGACUAGUCAUCGUGGAUCGCAAAAGAGAGCCCCUUGGACCUUUGGCAAGAAAAACCGGAAAGCGAAGGCACUGGAAGAUGGACAGCAAGACUCAUAUGAUAGAUAGAAAACAUAGUACAUGAUAGUACUAUGUGUGAUAACAUACAUAGAUAACAUAGUACAUGAUAGUACUAUGUGUCACGGCUAUUUUAGUUCGUUUCCGCAAGGGAUGGGGAAGGCCGUGGACGCCACCUGUGUGUAUAUGCAAAGGACAUCGGAUAUUUAUAAUUUGUGUUCGCAAAAAUCAAUUGUUUAUCAAACAGUUAACUUCUCUUCGAAAUCAUCAUAGCAGGUUUUCAAUUUUGCGCUUUUUUCAUUGCAUGGACGGGCGUUCGCAAUGGUCACUUGCGUAUUUACUUAUAGCUCCCAUCAAAACAAAGGAGAAAUAACUCGCAGUUAUAAAAUAUAAAGGUCCUCUCAUUGGCAUCCGGCACCUGCAGGCCCUGCUGCUUUUCCUGGCCAUUGUCGUGAACUAUACUGCCCGGCUCAGCGUGAGCGUGGCCGUGGUGGCCAUGACGGAUUCGGCCACCACGAAUCCAGACUUUCCGGAGUACGACUGGAGCGGUGCGCAGAGGUCAUACAUCCUGUCCAGCUUCUACUGGGGCUACAUCGUCACCCAGUUCCCGGCCGGCUUUCUGGUCCGUCGCUUUGGGGCCAAGGCGGUGCUGCUCAUCCCGACGCUGGCCACGGCCGUUCUGAGUGGUCUCACACCCUUAUGUGUGGCCUGGGGCGGCUGGCAGGCCUUCAGCACGAUCCGCAUCGUGGAGGGUCUCUUCCAGGGCCUGAUAUUUCCCUGCAUCCACGAGCACUUGGCCAAGUGGUCUCCGCCGGAAGACCGCAACCGGCUGGGCGCUUUCGCCUACUCGGGGGCCGACUGCGGGUCAGUGCUGGCAAUGGCCAGCAGUGGUCUGAUCGCCAACGGCUCCAUGGGCUGGCCGGGAAUCUUCUAUGUGUCAGCGGGCACCUGCGGGCUGUGGUGUCUGCUCUGGUUGAUUUUCGGUGCGAACAACGCGCCCAGCUCCCGGCUAAUCGGCGUGCGCGAGCGUGAGCACAUAGAGCGCUCGAUGAAGCGGCCGGAUGGCUUCCACGCCAAGAAGAUACCUAUCCCGUGGCGAGCCAUCUGGACCUCGGCUCCCUUCUACGCAUUGCUGAUCGUUCGCAGCGCUCAAGGCUGGGCCAACUCGACCAUGCAGUUGCAGACACCCUCCUACAUGCACGACGUCCUGGAGAUGGACAUCAAGAGCAACGCUCUGUACUCGGCCCUGCCCUUCCUGGCCAUGUGGGGCAUGUCCUACGUGUACCUAGUCUUCGCGGACGUGGCCAUGGCGCGCAAGUGGAUGUCCCUAACCACGCUGCGCAAGUCCAUUAAUACCGUGUCCUACUGGGGUCCUGCGGCGGCCCUUAUCGGCAUCGGGUUUCUGGACAAGAGCCAAACCAGCCUGGCCAUCGCUCUGAUGACGAUCAACGCGGGCUUAAAUGCCGGCUCUGGCAUUGGCAGCAUCCUGACCAUCAUUGACAUGUCGCCCAACCACUCGGGCAUGCUAAUGGCUAUUGUGAACGGCAUUGGCAACAUAUUUCCUCUAUUGACUCCUCUAUUGGUGGGAGUCAUUGUCACCGAAACGGGUUCUCGUAGCCAGUGGCAGAUCGUGUUUGGUAUGACCGCUGUGGUGUUUUUCUUCGGAAACCUGGUAUACCUUAUUUGGGGCACUACUGACCAGCAAGUCUGGGAUGCUGAAGACUACUUAAAGCUCCGGGACUCGGAAUGCAUACCAAAUGGCCAGCAAAUGGAUCUCCAGCCCAACGCUGAUGUAGAGUCAGAAGCCGACACAAAGACAACAUGAUUAGCAGCAGAAAAAUAGGGGGUUGGCGCUGGCAACGAGUUGUAUGCGCAAUAAGUGUGGAAUGAAAAGCUGAUCUGACCAUCGCUGAUAAAACGCGUGUUGGACCGGGCGUUCGCAAUUUUAAUUAAAAUUCUUAAAACGUUUUACCGCGCCCUUGUAUUUUAAUUUCUUGUUUGUACGCAUUUCUUUCGCUGGCCGCGGAAAUUUAAUAGAAAAUUCUUACUAUUUCUUUGAAUGAAUUCAUUUUCUAUUUCAGCCCGCAUUUGCAUGCGAACAGCGCUGAGAAGGGGAAAAAAGAGUGAAGGAACCCUACACUCAGAUUUUCCCCAAUAUUUAAAAACUUUAUCAUCUGAAUCAUUAUAGACCUAAUAAUUAUUUCAAAAUUAAAGAAAGUAAUACAAAAUGUA
This is a messenger RNA of Drosophila ficusphila, 2416 nucleotides long. RefSeq names its product putative inorganic phosphate cotransporter. The record is from RefSeq and is a predicted model, not a curated record. Gene Ontology annotation, molecular function: transmembrane transporter activity. Gene Ontology annotation, cellular component: plasma membrane. Gene Ontology annotation, biological process: monoatomic anion transport; transmembrane transport. The coding region runs from base 681 to 2009 and encodes 442 amino acids. NCBI's taxonomy places the organism in Eukaryota, Metazoa, Arthropoda, Insecta, Diptera, Drosophilidae. The transcript has 4 exons.